AUGCCAUCAUACACAGGAAAGCGACGACGACGUAGUUCCACGCCUUGUAUUGAAGAGACGUCGUCGUCAGAAAACAGCUCAAAGUCAUCUACUUAUAAUAAUGCUGCUCCCACAGUUCUUGCACAUGCUGCCGAAGGUCCCAGUAAACUCGAGCAACACUGGCUGAAAAUUCAUGGAGACACAUAUUCAGUAAAGCAGAAGGAAAAUAAUGCAGGGCUUGUAGCUGCAACAAGUCCCCUGGUCUCACCUCGUACACCUACGCCGCCUCCGCCAACCAAAGACUCUCCAGUGCUGAGAUUGGGCUCCACAAGCACGCACACAUCUGACGGUGUGAUAUCAUACCAUGAUGGUGGUGGAUUUGGUCAGGGUUGUCCUGUGGAUAGAAAAGGGCGUUAUAAGUACAAUCGGCUUGAACGAUACCAGCAAAGUACCCCGAGUUUUUCGACACCCACUAAAUCCCGGGUAGAUGACACAGCGAGUGCUGAUAAACUUCCUACGCCUGGUGUGAACCUGGUCAAUUCUUUUAAUGCGGCAAACAAAGAGAACUCUGUGGUAAAUGUUGCCGAGACAACAGGAAAAAGUGAUGGAAAAGGCACCGUCCCUUUGAAGCGUCGCAUAGGUGAUCAAGAUACCAUUGACAAUGAGAUGGUCAAUAUUAUUCCCCCAUUGACUCCUGGGACCGGUCGUGGGGCGCGUCAAUUCCUCGUAUCACAAAUGGAGCUCUCACCGCUUAACCCAGGGAAAAGGAGGAGAGUUGCAAGGUCAGAAGCACCAGACAGUCGAGUCUCUCAAGAUUUGGAAGAGACAUUGCGGAACAUCAAAAAGAAUCUUGAUGAGGUGGGAAAAGUGUUGAAAGAAGACGUUGGAGGGGCGAUCCGCGAGCAGACUGAAGUGCUGAAGGGUGUUCUCCAUGAGUUUGUGUCAAAGUAGAGCGGGUACAAAUCACUGCUGUAUCAUUAUUGUUGAUUGUGUUAGUAAAGACUGUACGAACCUGCCUUUCUCUUUGUCCAACUUGUCUCCCAUAGUCUUGGACAGUUUCUUGAACUCGUGUUUGGACUUGGCGUUAUCGACACCUCAGUUACAGUUUGAGUCGUCC
Molecule: messenger RNA, 1096 nt
Organism: Serpula lacrymans var. lacrymans S7.9
Lineage: Eukaryota; Fungi; Basidiomycota; Agaricomycetes; Boletales; Serpulaceae
Exons: 3
Coding region: 1-930 (309 amino acids)
Source: RefSeq, a predicted model, not a curated record